AGAUCAAAGCAGCUCGGGCUUCCAAUUAAGACAAGACGCGGGGCGCGCGCACGCGAGCACGUCUGUGGGGCUGCACGCCGCUUUGAGAGCCGGAUAGAAAGGCGAACUCGAGGAACGUGCAUGUGAGCAAACAGCGUUUAUAUCCGCAUCCAUACCAUUUAUGAAGUGCGUUAAUCUGGAGUAUUUGGGACGAAAAUGCUGCAUUGAUUCAAAACACCGGCUUUUAGCGCGUGCAUGUGCCAAAGACAGGGAGAGAGAGAGAGAGGGAAAACACCGUAUCUGAAAUGAAAUGAGGACCGAAUUGGAGAAGAGAGACAACAUGAAGAAAUGCGCCAUCUCGAAAAUCUUUAAAGUUCGUAAGAGGCGGGAGCUGCUGUGCGCGCAGGCGGGUUUGUUAUGCAGCAUGCUGCUGGGGGUUUGGUCCAUGUCGGAGCUCCUCACCCAGGCAGGUCACGGCAUGAUCAUAGACGGUGGGAUAAAUGUUGACGCCCACUGGGGCAGGAAACUGAUGGCUACAGUGCAAAACAACGAGACACUGAAGAAGAACUGUACUGAGCCAGCCGUACAUGAAUUUCCUGAUGACUAUUUCACGAAUUCUGAGCGGAAAAGUGGAGCAGUGCUAUUGCAUAUCAUAGCGGCUCUGUACAUGUUCCUGGCACUGGCCAUUGUGUGUGACGACUAUUUUGUGACCUCUCUGGAGAAGAUAUGUGAGAAGUUGGAUCUUAGUGAGGAUGUCGCAGGAGCCACCUUCAUGGCUGCUGGAAGCUCGGCACCUGAACUCUUUGCAUCCGUUAUCGGUGUGUUCAUCACUCACGGAGAUGUUGGAGUUGGAACCAUCGUUGGCUCGGCAGUCUUCAACAUCCUCUGCAUUAUUGGAGUGUGUGGGAUUUUUGCUGGACACGUGGUGCUGUUGACAUGGUGGGCCGUGUUUCGGGACUCACUCUACUACAUCCUGUCUGUUGUGGCACUGAUUGUCUUUAUCUAUGAUGAGAAGAUUGUAUGGUGGGAAAGCUUGGUGUUGGUGGUCAUGUAUAUGGGAUACAUUCUGAUUAUGAAAUUUAACUCCACCAUGCAGACUUUUUUCACUGGAAAAGGGAAGAAGAAUGUUGCUAACGGGAACGCAACAAGCGGACACGAGCUAGAGGACGGUAAUGAUUGUUGUGCUUCUGUCUCCGAUGACCCUUUGUUUCCUUUGCUGUGUUCAGUCAAACCUAGUAAGACCUACAAUCGAGGCUCAGUGAUCAUGGUAGACGAGAUCAUCAAUGCCAGUCCUCCGAAUUAUCGUUUUCCCGAGGCUGGGCUUCGUGUCAUGGUCACCAACCACUUCGGACCCAAAACUCGCCUGCGCAUGGCUAGCCGUCUCAUUAUUACAGAGAGACAGAAACUGGUGCAGGGAGCCAAUGGCAUUGAGGUGGCGGUGGUGGAUGGAAAGAGCGACAUUGAGAAUGGGAACGUGCCCGAGGACAAGCCGAGUGAGGAGGACGAUGGAGACCUGACCUCACCGUUCUCUAUACCAAAGGGCUGUAUGAACAAGACCAAAUGGCUGGUCUCAUGGCCUCUGCUGCUUCUGCUCUUCUUCACCAUCCCAAACUGCUCCAGACCUCGCUGGGAGAAAUACUUCAUGCUGUCCUUCAUCCUUUCGACGGUCUGGAUUGCGGUCUUCUCCUACUUUAUGGUGUGGAUGGUGACCAUCAUCGGGUACACGCUCGGCAUUCCUGACGUUAUUAUGGGCAUCACGUUCCUGGCAGCCGGCACUAGCGUCCCAGAUUGCAUCGCCAGCCUGAUUGUUGCUCGCCAAGGUCUGGGUGACAUGGCUGUGUCUAACAGCAUUGGCAGUAACGUGUUUGACAUCCUGGUGGGACUUGGAUUGCCAUGGGCUCUGCAGACGAUGGCCAUCAACUACGGCUCAGUGGUGAUGAUAAAUAGUCGAGGGUUAGUGUACUCUGUCGUGCUGCUGCUUGGCUCCGUUGCUCUCACUGUCCUGGGAAUCCAUAUCAACAAGUGGAAGCUGGACUUUAAGCUGGGUGCGUACGUGCUGGUCCUGUACGCCAUCUUCCUCUGCUUCUCCAUCAUGAUCGAGUACAACGUGUUCACCUUCGUCAACCUGCCCAUGUGUCAGGAGGACCAUUAAAAUCCACUCAGUCUCCUCCACAUCCUGCUAAUAUUCACCUCCAUCCAGUCCCUCUUGAUUUUUCUUUCUCAACCCUUACCCAAAAUCUCUCUCUCUCUCUGUCUGUUCUUUACUAGCCGCUGGUCUUCCACUGCAGUAUCAAAACCACCAUUACCUCAAAGUGGACUGAGAUGUCGUUCUUCUUUCGUUCAAUUCUAGAUAUUCUUUCACUGACAGCAGUCCACAAUGUGUUUUGAUGUUUCUUUGGUGACCAGGAGCUUGUCUCACCAUAGCAGGUCAAUCAAACAAUAACACAAGCCCUCAGUCAUGAAAAACCAAGUUCUCUCCAUGAUCCAAAACAAGGAUCUUCUUGUUGGCAGCUGAUUUUAUUCUUGGGGAAAAAAAAAAAAGAAAAGACCACUUCUAUGUUGCGGAGUGAAUUUUUCAAGUCUGGAUUCUGUUGGCUUUGCCCUACAUAAACACCUCACUUUAUUUAUUUAAUUUUAAUCUACAUUGAUUUUUUUCAUAUUAU
Messenger RNA from Tachysurus vachellii, 2642 nucleotides. RefSeq names its product solute carrier family 24 member 4b (gene slc24a4b). The record is from RefSeq and is a predicted model, not a curated record. NCBI's taxonomy places the organism in Eukaryota, Metazoa, Chordata, Actinopteri, Siluriformes, Bagridae. Gene Ontology annotation, molecular function: calcium, potassium:sodium antiporter activity; calcium channel activity. Gene Ontology annotation, biological process: intracellular calcium ion homeostasis; calcium ion transmembrane transport. Bases 290 to 2131 code for a protein of 613 amino acids. Gene Ontology annotation, cellular component: membrane. The transcript has 17 exons.